Spodoptera littoralis (African cotton leafworm) is the source of this 3465-nucleotide messenger RNA. The record is from the annotation of a GenBank genome assembly. NCBI's taxonomy places the organism in Eukaryota, Metazoa, Arthropoda, Insecta, Lepidoptera, Noctuidae.
AUGUCGGUCCGCGCACUAGCGCUAUGGUGCGUGGUGGUCGCGGUGAGCGCACGCGCCGCCGCCUACACCGUCGACUGCAACCACGAGUACACCGACUGUGAUACUGAACUCAGUAAAAUAACAGGAGAAGAAGAUGACGUAAGAGCUAACAACAGACAAUCGCCGCAAGCACAGCGACAACCAACAACAGAGGCUGCAAGCCUACAACCUCAAUCAACAACACCAACAACAACGACCACAACAACGACAACAGAACCAUACAUAGAAACAACAACUGAAAGAAGAAUAGACCCAGAAACUGAACCCACACCACUAUCAGAAGUUGGAGAUCCAAUUUUACCAACCCAAGAAACUAUCAAACCAAGAGCAAGACUGUUACACCUAAACGUGGAUGAACUACAAAACUUUGCUAUUGCACUGCACAAUGAAACGAAUGCAAAGGGACAAAAGAAACAUUUGACAGAUCUCAGCGAUGUUAAUUUGGAUGUAGAUGAUGACGACGAACCGAGGAUGAUACCAGUUGAACAUAAGCAUAAGGAUAUGCCUGAGAAGUUCUAUGCUAAUCUGCAGGCUCCGUUCCAUCCGCUGAUGACGGUGGAACGAGGGUCGGAGGAGAUGGACACGUGUAAAGAGAAUGAGAUUAUUUAUAAGAUUGGUGAACGAAUGGACCGUGGUUGUGAGGAAACAUGUGAGUGUAUAGCGGGAGGAAUAUUUGAUUGCUCUCCACGCUGCAAGCACCCCUACAUCCGACGUGGUCGAAGAUUGAACGAUCCUCUCUGUUUUGAGUCUCCAGUCGACGAGUGCUGCUCCAUUAUAGCCUGUGCUACUGGAAAUACAGGUAGAAAUGAAAAUGGGAAGGUCUCGAAGAUUGCUAUGUGUCGCUAUGGAAAUGAAACGCAUCCGAUUGGAUCCACCUGGCACAUUGGGUGUGAGCAGUCGUGCACUUGUGAACCGAACUCUAUUGUAACUUGCAAACCGAGAUGCAAGUCCCUGCCUAUUUCGGACAAGUGCAUCAACGUGCAGGAUCCAAACGAUGCGUGCUGUGAAGUUCAAGUCUGUGACGUCAGCCACGAUGCCCAUGAGGAACCGGAGAAUGCUACCACUUCUACUACCACAACUACCACUACCACCACUAGUACCACUACUGAGAUGAUCAAAGGCUUUGAAGAAUACGACGAGCAAAUUGAAAAUAUCCAAAGACCUCUAGUAUUGACGGAACCUAUAGGUUCAGUGAAGGUACUGCAGAACAACUCCGUCCAAGUCAACCUGAUGCAUUUGAACCAAAGCGAGGAUCCUAUCCAUCUCCUCCUAAGCAAUGAUGGUGGAAAGUCCUUUAGCGACGUGGAAUUAAAGUAUUCUAAUCUGAUCCUGAAUUUAGAAGGUGGAAAAGAUUAUAUACUGAAGACUAAAGAAACUGGAACGAAGUUCAACUUCACUAUAACAGCUUCUGAUAAUGGACUUAAUGAAGUGCCUAAUGAGGAUAUUCAUAAUGUCUCCAAACUUGGGUGUUAUCAUGCUGGACAGUUUUAUGCUAUUGGUGAUGAAUUCCACAUCGGUUGUUCGGAGCUCUGCGAAUGCACUGGUCCAGAUACACAUGAGUGUGCAGCACUUGUGUGUCCUUCCCACGUCGGCCUCGAGCUGGUCUCCAAAGGCUGCGUGAGAUGGGCACCUUCUCCUCCAGCUACUCCACCGAACUGCUGUCCUAGGACUGCCAGAUGUUUGAGCGAUGGGACCUGCCAUUAUAAGGGCGUUGCCGUGCCCAAUUGGAGUGAAGUGCCAAUAAGUUUAACUGGUUGUGAACAACGUUGUUUCUGUGAGAAUGGAGAGCUGGACUGCCAGGAGGUGUGCUCGCCCCUCCCUGCUGUACCUCCCCAAACUCUGCGCUGUCCUCCCACCCAUCGGCCAGCUCCCGUCAACAUAUCCGACGACGAUUGCUGCAAGCAUUGGGGAUGUAUACCUGGUCACACGACAACGGAUGGACCAUCUCAGCAGUCAUUCCUUCCCACCAUACCUCCUGAAAUCCACUUCCCUCAUGACGAGAACAUUCCGGACUACGACCAGAACAAUAUCCACAGACCUGUAGGUCCUGGUGAGCCUGCAUUACAGGGUCUACCACCAGGUCUGACCCUUCCUCCAGGAUACGGAGAUAUGAACAAGAAACUAACUGUCAUUUCCCUGCAAGCGGACUCUCCUACCAGUGUGAAGAUGCUGUUUGGACUUCCACCUGUACUGGUGGGAUUGAGAGGCAGUGUCGAUUUGAGAUAUACUGAUAAGGCUGACGAAGACAUCGCCCAUUGGUUCUCGCAAGUGUUCGCACCAGCAGACGAGAUCCUGACCACGCCUCGUCUGGAGUUCAGACUGACCGGUCUCUCUCCUGGCACAACUUAUAAGAUCAGAGGAAAACUAUACCUCCACAACCUUCCAGUGGAACCUGAAAGUGAGAUCUAUACAGUACGGACUCUGGAUUCACCUUCGGCCACUCCAACAGUGGAAGAGAAACGUCGCGAGAUCGACAGUCGCUUGACGAUGAUGGAUGUCAAUGACACCGUGGCUCAUGUCACGUGGAGACGGUUUGGCGAGGAUGAGUUGCAGUUCAUAGACGCUAUACAAGUCAGAUACCGUCCAGUUGGUACUCCGAUCUAUAGCAUGACGGAACUCCUGCACCACAGUCGGUCCAUGGCUGAGCUGCAUGACUUGCGACCUGGUAGUCGGUAUGAGGCAUCACUCGUGUUGGUACCGCCUCCCAAAGCUACCACUGAGCUUGUCGAUCCUGGUAGAAUUGAGUUCACCACUGCUCCUUAUGUUGACCCAUAUAAUUGGACGGUGACCAUCGAGGCUAGGACAGUAGGUUCAGAAGCUGCAGAAGUAUGGUGGCGUGGUAUUCCGUCACCAGCUGAGCGCUGGGUUCGAGUCUACCGUGGAGCUCAUGCCUGUGGUUCUAAGAGAGAACAGGAUGAAUUCCGCCUGGCUACCAGAGAUCUGCCACCUGCAAUUACUCUUACUGGAUUACAGCCCAACACGAAGUGUCGUGUAUGGCUCGAAAUGUUCCUGACGAACGGUAAAGUGAAGACUAGUAAUGUUUUAGAAAUCAACACAAAACAUGAAGAUUCUCCUGAACCUAUUGACAACGAGAUAGAAGCCUCAUCAGUAGCCAGUCGUCACCGCGGCGACUACUACGGCGCGCUGGUGGGCGUGGGGGCGGUGGCUGCCCUCGGCGCGCUCACCUCGCUGCUGCUACUCCUCGUGGUGCUGCGGAGACAUCGACCACGAUCCGUGCCUAUCACUACUGUGCCAUCUGCUCCUCGAGAGUCGUCGCUCCCGCCGUACGACAACCCAGCAUACAAACUAGAGUUACAACAGGAAACCAUGGGUAAGUUAUAUCCCCCACUAUUUCUCCAUCAAACCAAAAAUAUUUUUGAUUCUCAACCUGACUUCUGCAUUGACCCUGAUCCAUUUAAUCCUUAG